AUGCUCGGGUCACAACAAGUGUGAAGAGUCCACUCUCAGCUCGACAGGGGCGCCUCGGUCGUUGCGCGCGCGCUAGCCUGGCCCUGUGUGGUGGGACUUAGGCGCGCGCGAGUGCCUCAGCGCGCCGGCGCCGGCGUUUUCGGGCGCGCGCCGCUAGCCCGCCCUUGCAGUGGGACUUAGCCGCGCGCGACUGCCUCAGCGCUCCAGCGAUUUCGCCCGCGCCUGGGCAUAUCCCAGCGCGGGCCACCUUUCCAUUUCUUAGCUUCCUUCUCAUCACUUCUGUUCGACUCUCGACUUCUCCUGACAGUAGUGGUGAUCAUCUCAUAGGUACGCUGAAAUAGAUCACUUCUGUUCGACUCUCGACUUCUCCUGACAGUAGUGGUGAUCAUCUCAUAGGUUAUAAGCCCAUCGAGCUACCGCUGGCAUGGACACGUCGUCAACCCUCGCGACGAGCGCCACCCCGACAAUUCCCGCCGAACAGCUUGCCGCACUUACAUCGCUGCUGUCGGGACUCACCGCUGCGCUUCCGGCACUACCGCACCCGCCACGACAUCCGGCUCCAAUCGCAAUGCCUUCCCGAAGCAUGCGCGGUUGGACGGGCCGAAGACGUUCGCGAACUGGACACGCCAGCUUCGCCUGUGCCUAGCGGACGACAUCCGCUCCUACGUCCUCGACGGAAUCACCCCGACGAUUGGACGCCUUCGCAACGCUCCGCCCGCGACGUCGUGGCACGCGAGAUCCUUGCAAACUCAAUCGACUCGGCCGAAGUCUCGGCAGUCCUCGACAAGAUCCCUACGGCCGACCUCACAGCGCCCAAGAUUUACUCGACGCUGA
Molecule: messenger RNA, 834 nt
Organism: Microbotryum saponariae
Lineage: Eukaryota; Fungi; Basidiomycota; Microbotryomycetes; Microbotryales; Microbotryaceae
Source: the annotation of a GenBank genome assembly